Molecule: messenger RNA, 996 nt
Organism: Lactuca sativa (garden lettuce)
Lineage: Eukaryota; Viridiplantae; Streptophyta; Magnoliopsida; Asterales; Asteraceae
Source: RefSeq, a predicted model, not a curated record
AUGCAAGCUGCCUUAGACGAGGUGGAAAAACUGGCUAAGCGAGGAAAGAAAGUUGUUGAUAAGAAAGAAGCAACCGAAGAGCCCUCUUCUAAACCCUCUAAGUCAAAGAAAAGAAAAGCUGAAAAGGGUUCACCUAGGGGUAAUACACCUCCUCGGUCUCCAACUCAUGUGGAUCUUGUUAAUGAUUUUGUUCCAACACCCCCUCCAUCUCCAGCCAAGACAACCAUUCAGGUCACCGUCGCUCCUCCACCCCCAUCUUCAACACCACUAGUUUCCAUUAUUGCUCCACCACCGCCUGUCAUUUCUACUCCAAUCACUACCACACCAUUACCACCACCUAUUUUCUCCAACACAACCUUUACCUCUACACCAAUCAUCACAGCAACCAUAGAUUCUUCUGUCAACGUCAACACAUCUGAUGUGGAGGCGGAGACUGAAGAACCUCCAAAAAUCACCACAGAGCCUCUUUCAUCAACUCCUUCUAGUGAUUCUAAUCCAAUUCUUAGAGGAGAUGAUUUUGAAUUUGGUUCUACCUACUACAGUCCCUACCAAAUUCCCAGUGAGGAAGAUGAAUCUGCACCGGCAACAAAGCAACACAUCGACAGUGUUCAUGAAAAGCUUGAUUUCCUGCUCUCUUCAACAACAAAGUAUAAUGAUGUUGUUCUCAAAGAUUUCAUGGAUACAACCAUGAACCAAUAUGCAGAAUCGAUCGACAAAUGUACUGCUGCAAUCGAUGAUUCUACUUCUUUAUGCAAACGAGCCACUGCUGAUGUUAAAGAUCUCAUUCAGGACUCCCAGGUUUUUCUUGACUCCUUAAAAGAGUCCAAUUAUUCGCUUUCUCAUUCUCUUCAAGCGGAGCAGACCAAGUUUGAAACUGUCAGGUCGGACCUCUCUACUGACACCAAGACUUUCUUGUCUUCCAUUAACUCUCGGUUCGAAAAGCUCACUUCCGAUCUUCUCAUGGAAAGACAAAUCAAGGAUGAUUUUGCUCAAUAG